UCGUCAACCACUAACGCAAACAUAUCAACAUGCCCAUGCGAUUGAGAGCAGAGAAGAAGAUGAGGAAGCACCUCAUCGAGCAGCUCAAGGCCCGGAAGGUCUUGGGUGCUCGUAUAGCUCAGGGCAAGAACCAGAGUGUAGAAGAAUUACAACACGAGAAGAACCUCGGACCACAGGUGUUUUUGUUCAAGAACAUGUUCAGUGGGCAAGUGUUAUAUUCACAAGUUCCAGCAUUUCACCAAGACCAGAUCGACCAACAGUUUGUUCGCCCGAACUGGGAAAACAGAAAGCCUUCCAGAAGAUCCGAUCUCUGGAGAAUCAUGUGUGUAGCCAGCUUCAAGGACUACGAGCAUGCCAGAGCUGCCUUUAGAGGUUUGGUUCAGUUGAGACAAGCACGUGAUGUUGUCCAGCAGAAAGAAGCCAAGGCGUUGAGAAAGAAGAAUGACGACGGAAACACCUGGUACGCUGGCCAGUAUAGACCCACCUAUUCCCAAGAAGCUGUCGCAGACUUAGCUCAUGUGAUUGAAGAGUUCAACUUAGAAGGCACGAAGUUGUUGUGGGAAAAUGCAUGGAGAAGAGGCGAGGAUAAACACUGGAGACUCGACUUGGUUGAGCACGACACUUUACCUCCUUUCAACCCCAGAGACCAGAGCAUUUUGUUGGAUGAGGUAAGCAAGUUGGCUGUAGAGGAGUUUGCCAAGCUUAGACAGGCAGAAGCUGUUGAAGCUCAAACUGGAGUCACAGAGCUGGCUUAAACAUUGUAGAUAGCCAUUGUACAUAGUUCAUGAAGAUACGCAUGAUAAAGCCGU
Messenger RNA from Scheffersomyces stipitis CBS 6054, 809 nucleotides. RefSeq names its product mitochondrial 54S ribosomal protein mL67 (gene MHR1). The record is from RefSeq and is a predicted model, not a curated record. Gene Ontology annotation, cellular component: nucleus; mitochondrial large ribosomal subunit. Gene Ontology annotation, biological process: DNA recombination; positive regulation of mitochondrial DNA replication. The transcript has a single exon. Lineage: Eukaryota; Fungi; Ascomycota; Pichiomycetes; Serinales; Debaryomycetaceae. The coding region runs from base 30 to 755 and encodes 241 amino acids. Gene Ontology annotation, molecular function: single-stranded DNA binding; structural constituent of ribosome; DNA strand exchange activity.